AUGGCUUCUUUUCUGAGACUCAAGCUCCUCUAUGCGCUUCUUCUUGCAGCCGCCUGUUCCGCGGGAACUUACAUGUCCAUCUUCUUGACCAAGGUCUUGCUUGUUUCUCCGGCGGAAAUUGGAAUAUUAUUUUCGGUGGAUGAUCUCGACGUCGAUACAGCCAUUGCCUUGAAGGAGAUGGAACCCGGUGAUGUCGACACAGCUGUUCCCUCGAGAGAGAUCGAACUGGAUGACGAUGACAUAUCGCUGCCGAAGUAUCGCUCAUAUCUAUCCAGUUUUGCCUCGAUCAUGCUCCAAUUGAUUGGGAAUCCUCAGUUCCUAUUUUUCUUGUUCGUCGUGCUGUCAAUUGCGGUUCGUCACAGUGUUCCAAGUUCGAAUUCAGAUAUUCACAACCGUCGUGAUACGAUUGAUCCAACCUUAAUAUUUUCACUAGAAUAUCUCAACGCUAGUGGAACCCUACUGGGUUUAAGUCAAGCGAUGGGGGUUUCAUUGGAAAUUAAUAAGCUUAUAUGGAUUUCUCGGGAAGAAACUGGAUCCAUGGAUGGCUCUGCCCAUAGAGAUGGGCGUUCUGUUUGCGCUGGUGUGGCCCGCCGGGGUUGA
This is a messenger RNA of Acaulospora colombiana, 600 nucleotides long. NCBI's taxonomy places the organism in Eukaryota, Fungi, Glomeromycota, Glomeromycetes, Diversisporales, Acaulosporaceae. The record is from the annotation of a GenBank genome assembly.